UCAGUGUACGCCGACAGUCGAGCGCGGCUGACUGGGUGUUUGGAGUUGGACGAUUUUCGACCGCGCGCGAGCCUCCCGUUUGUCAUCGACGCUGAAAGAGAGAGAGAGAAAAAUAGGGAAAAGUGACACCCGGCAGCGAGAUCCGAGGGUCGCUCGAACGGCGAGCGUCAGCGAUGACGCUCGACGCGCGAUAUCGCGAUUUUUGAUCGAGCGCGAUCGGUGUCGUCCUGUGUGUGCGCGCGCGCGCGACGUCUGUGACACGUCCUUGUUUAUAUUUCGCGCGUCGCGGCGAUCUCGCGCCGCCCGCCUCGUAGAUCGCUCUCUGUGCAGCUCGUCGAGCGUCCCGUCGCGAGGGAGGAUGAAUUAAUAUCCUGGAUUACACGUCGGUAGCGAAACGGCAGCGGCCGGCUCGAUCGGGUUUGCAUCUACCGCGCCGUCAACGACGCUCGCCGAUGCCGACGUGAACACCGAGGCCGCCGCUUCCAGGGACUCGCGAGAAGGAACGUCCGCAGACGCGGCGCGGAGAUGUCUCUGUGACCCUCGAUUUAUUGAGCAUGGCGUCUACAAUGGGAUUGCAGCAGGCUGCAUCCCAAGACACAGUCGAUUUUGCCGGAUACUUGCAGUCCACACAAUGCCAUCAGACGGAAGGACAGGUGCAGGGUUGUCAAAAAUCACCGCAUCAGGAGCACAACAGCAGCUUUACCACCACAAAAGGCUUGCUCAAUGGACCCGGGCAGAACAAUUGUUUCCUCAACAGCGCCGUACAGGUCUUGUGGCACCUCGACAUUUUUCGCCGAAGCUUCAGAGAGCUCUCCGGGCAUGCAUGCAUGCGAGAAUCCUGCAUUUUCUGCGCACUUAAGGACCUGUUCUCGCAGCUGCAGUUUUCGCAAGAGAGCGCUCUGCCUCCCGAUACGUUGCGCCGUGCGCUGGCCGAGAGCUUUCUCGAUCAGCAGAGGUUUCAACUCGGUUUUAUGGACGACGCGGCAGAAUGUUUCGAAAACAUUCUCUUGCGUAUACACCUUCACAUAGCAAGCGGUGAGGCUGAAGAUAUGUGUAGCGCGAGGCAUUGUGUGCCGCAUCAGAAAUUUGCCAUGACGCUCGUCGAGCAAAGCGUCUGUGGAGUUUGCGGUGCAACGUCGGAGCCACUGCCUUUUACACAGAUGGUUCAUUACGUGUCUGCGUCAGCGUUGACUUCUCAAGCUCAUCAAACACCACUAAAUUCUAGAAAUAAUCCGGAUCUCUUCGGACAACUUCUACGAAGAGCUGGCGGCAUGGGUGACAUUCGUGAUUGUCCGAGUUCCUGCGGUGCGAAAAUUCAAAUAUGCCGGACCCUGAUGAAUCGGCCGGAAAUAGUUUCUGUCGGUGUCGUGUGGGACAGCGAACGACCGUCGUUGGAGCAUAUCAUGGACGUUUUUGCGACGGUGGGCACGUCCCUUCGACUUAGCGAUGUCUUCCAUAGCGUGGUAGACUCUCGAUGGGGCGCCUCUACUGUACAUAAUCUCGUAGGAGUGGUUACCUAUUACGGGAAACAUUAUUCCACGUUUUUCUUCCAUACGAAAUUAAAGGUGUGGAUUUAUUUCGACGAUGCUACUGUCAAGGAAAUUGGACCCCGGUGGGAGCAAGUUGUGGAAAAGUGUAGGCGAGGCCGAUAUCAACCUUUGCUGCUCCUGUAUGCAACGCCCGCUGGAACUCCUGUCAAUACCGAGAACGCUCCAAAGACUAUUAUCCCUUUCCCGAAUAGUAAUGGCCUAAAGACGUCCCCAAAGAAUAGCGUUCGCCGUUCGAUUACACCUAGUCCUGAGAAGCCAUCUAUCAACAGCACUGCCAGACGUGCCAUCACACCUAAUCCUGAUAGUCCGCCGCACCUCUACACUCAACGAAGCGUUUACAGUGAUUACCAGAAUCUCACAGACAUCCAGAAUAAUAUAUUCGUCAAUCAGGGCGUGGACGCGGUUGAUGGCGAAAUAGACUCCAAGUAUAUUAGCCGUCGCGCCGUGGAAAAUGUAAUGCAUCAACAGAAAAAGCAGCAGAUGCAGUUGACGCGUAGCUUAAGCGUGGGAUCGGCGCCGCAAGAUGGUAUUAGCAUCCCUGAUCAUAUGAACGUGCCUCGAAGACGGGACUCCGGUAAUUGGUCCGGUGAUCGAAACAGCGCGUCGUCGAGCUCGUCAACUACGAUGGACAAUACGUAUCUGUACAUUGUUAACAAAAUGCAGAGGAACUCGGGCGUACCUAAAAGCCCCAUCAGCAAAUCUGGGGAACUCUCGAGCAGUAGCAGCGGUCACUACGACGCUGGUUACGACUCGUAUUCUUUGUCUUCCACGGACAGUCUUCCGCUUCAGCAGGGUUUGAAGCACAAUUUACAGCUCGCUCAAAUACCGGAAGGUUACCAACCUUCAUCCGGCGACGAUUGCGAACGAUUAUGCAAAGAAACGGACGCGUUGCUGGAUAAAUCUCGAGCCGCCGAAGAUGCUGGCGAUCUUAACACGGCAGUCGCGUUGUGCAGUGCGGCCAGUAAUAAAGCUAGAGCCGCAAUGGACGCUCCGUAUAAUAAUCCUCAUACAAUCACGAUAGCGAGAAUGAAACACAAUACUUGCGUCAUGAGAACGAGGAGUUUGCACAGAAGGAUGCUGCAAGAACAAGUUGCUGUUAACGGUGACAAAGAGGACGGGGCACCUGAAGGGAGACACUCACGGGAGAACAGUAAAUCGAGUCAACAUUCGAGGCAAAGCUCGCGAGAUAAAGGUAAUCAUUCUCGACAAAAUAGUCGGGAACUUCUCGUGAAUGCACCGACAACAAUGGUCGAUAAACCUGUCACGAAGAGUAUCGAGAUUUACGCUACUUUACCGAAGAAGAAGACUCUACGCAGUAAAGCGACAGCGGUGAACGUUAUUGAGGACGAGGAAUACAUGCUGCGUGAUCGUCCAACGCAAAGGACCGGCUUGUUUAGCCGCACGAAACGUUGCGAAGAUGAUAAAAAAGAUAAGAAACGAGCAAGAAGCGAGGAGAGGAACAAGAAUGUAGCAAAGGAUUUUUCGAUAGCCCCAUCUAGAUUGUCACCAUCUCUGAAAGGAGUAAAGAUUGAGAAGCCGAAGGAAACCGAAGUUAACGCAACUGCCAUCAGAAAUGCACAGCCCAACAACACGACUACGAUCGAGCAGAAGCAAGGCAAGAAGCAGCACAAGAUUCGUAGAAAAUUGCUUAUGGGUGGAUUGAUCAAAAGGAAGAACAGAAGUAUGCCAGAUUUACGAGAAGGGCAGGAUGGUCAGACAAAUGUGAAUACGGAAGGAUUAUCCAUUUUACCGAAACAAUCGGUGGACGAUUCCAGCGUUGGUCUAAAAGGCAAUGAUGCGAGUCAAACACUGAGCGGCUAUUUAUCCGAGGGACAUCUGGAGUUCGCUGGAAACAAUGGACCUGGAAACACUAGCAAUCCAAAUCUCGAAAGAAGCCGUUUGAUGAGAAAGAGCUUCCACGGCAGCGCCGGCAAAGUGUUACACGUGGCGAAAGUGCCUCCGCCCCCUCCGCUCAGGACCACUUCUCAACUUAGCAAGUCUAAGUGUUCGGGCGAAGUGCACAAUGAGCAGCAAUCUGACAAAGCUGCAUACCCUUUGCCGGACAAUCGGUGUGUGCCCAACUCGUCGCAGGAUCAAAACAACGUUUAUUGGAAUCAUAUGAACGCGAGCAACUCACCUAACGUGACGAACAGGAACUCUGAUUAUGCUGAUUACUCCUCGGAAUCGCAUUCGCUUCCAUUUAUACCGUCUUAUAAUGAACAGAAUACCAACACUUCUGGAACGUGUCAAACGAAUUACAAUAACAAGCCUAGGAUUCAAGACGACGUCAUACAAUAUGCUAACGGUAUACUCUAUGAGCCAACCUUUGUCGUCACUCGCGCGGACGUACACAAUGAGCAAAGUCCCUCUAAACAACCGUUUCAACCGGAUUCUUUGCCACCUUAUCCCGAAAACGGCAAUAUUUCUCACUCGCGGCAACCGAGCGAAGACUUUCCACCACCACCGUAUCCAUCGAUCCACUCGGUGUCGCAUUCGAGACAAACUAGUGAAGAUUUUCCGCCACCGCCGCCACCGAUCGACGAGCCAACUCAUCUUCAGGAGACUCAACAACUUCUCUCUCAUUUAGCUUCUGUUCAAUCGCAACAACGUGCACAACAAUUUGAAGCUCAGCAGAUUGGCAGCUUAUUAACGCAGUUGCAAAACAAAAGGGAACAGAUCUUAACUGACGAUUCGAAUAAGGAGAAACGAGCACAGGAGCGCGAGGAUGAGGAGAAGUCCUCGAGUGAAACGUGGUUGAGAGAACUGCAAGCUAAACAGGCCGAGAGAAAAAUGAAGAGACAAGGGCCUAUAAAUCAAGACAUUCCAAAAGUUCGAACACCGUCAGUGCAGACGAUUCCAGGACCGACUAUUGCUAGAAGAACCAGUGAUUUAAUGAUGAAUAAUCUCGGACAGAAUUACGAUCAAGGUCGUGACGUUACGGACUGUCCAAGAGUCGCUUCUUCCGUAAAAGACAUGGCUGCUAGGUUUGAACAGAUCAAGCUGCAACCGACCUCGAAGUCAGAGAUAGAGGUGAAGCCCCAAACGAAGCAAAAUGUAAAUUGCGUUUCCCCGACGUUAACAUCCUCAGGAAAUGAUACGCCUCAGGAAACAUCUUCGACGGAAAGUACAAAGUCGGCCAAAUUAUCUUCUGAAAAUACCGUAGUCUUCACAAAGAUAGAAACCACAAAUUCUCAGACUGUUUUAAACUCUAGUUUUGAUUCGAGUUCCAGCCAAAAUAGCUUUGUCGCGACGGUGCCACAAAACGAAUCCGUUCAACAAAGCGAAUUGAAUGUCGCGAUGUUAUCUAUGUCCUUGACACUUCCGCAUGAGAAUGGUUUGCCCGUUGAUUACCCGGAAGACGACAUUAGUGAAGUGGCGAUGCAGAACACUAUACAAAACACAACGAUAUUACCAAACGAAGAAGAUAUUGCUCCGCGAAAGGUGAAACGACGGAUUGGGAAAAAGAAGAGCGUAUCAUUUUGUGACCAAGUGGUGCUCGUUGCAACAGCAGAAGACGAUGAGAAGGAUUCGUACAUACCCAACCCUAUUUUGGAGAGAGUCCUGCGUUCGGCGAUGAACAAGCCUGAAACUGCUCAAGUACUGCGAGAAAUUAGAAGCCUUCAGGAGGCAGAGACGAUUCGGGAAAACACUGCCGCGAAAUUCCAACAGCAGACUCUUCCUUUAAAGAGCGAAGCUGAUAGCGUGCCGGCAACACCUUUCCAGGAUCAAUUGAGAAGCAUUAAUCUGAUUCCAGACACCAUUAAACCCACAUUUGGACGACCGAAUUCAGGCGAUUCGAUUGGAUCAUUAACGGAUAAGAAGUCUUGCGGGUCUUGCGCGAACGAAGGCAAAGACGUGGUCGAUCGUAGAGAAACCUAUGCUGGUAUUCCCGUCAACACCUCGAAACCGACGUCCUAUUCACCGCAGCUGCAACAGCAGAUCAGAUACACUCAGAAUGGGUACACGCAAUAUGUGCAGUCGGUAUAUCCGCAGACGCAGGCGUCCCAUCCAAGAAAUCAAAUAAUUCCUUUGUCGCAAACGCAAAAGCCAGCUAGUCCUUAUCCGACGCAAAUGAAUGGACAAUACAUUCAAAAUGGAAUGCAACAAGCAAAAAUAUUACCUCAGAAAAACGGUUAUGGGCCGUAUUAUCAGCAGCAAUUGCAUAAUCAGUUGGAGCAGCAGCAUAAUCAAAUGAACAAGCAGGCGACCGUUCAGCCGCAGCAGAAUACUCUGACUCAAAGAAUUCCGUCUCACAAUGCCA
Messenger RNA from Vollenhovia emeryi, 5811 nucleotides. RefSeq lists its product as uncharacterized. The annotation marks the transcript as partial. Gene Ontology annotation, molecular function: cysteine-type deubiquitinase activity. The record is from RefSeq and is a predicted model, not a curated record. Gene Ontology annotation, biological process: protein deubiquitination. The transcript is spliced from 11 exons. Lineage: Eukaryota; Metazoa; Arthropoda; Insecta; Hymenoptera; Formicidae.